Molecule: messenger RNA, 188 nt
Organism: Acaulospora morrowiae
Lineage: Eukaryota; Fungi; Glomeromycota; Glomeromycetes; Diversisporales; Acaulosporaceae
Source: the annotation of a GenBank genome assembly
UUCUCAUUUGAAUAUUUGCUACUAUCACCAAUAUUUGCACUGAGGACCGUUCCAUCAAGGCUAUGCCAUGACUUCUUCACGAAAUCCUCAUGCCUGCCUACUCGUCAGAGCAUCAAUACAACUCUGACAGUGAGGUAUGGGUAUCACGCUCAGGCACCAUCCAUUUUCAGGGCUAGUUCAUUCGGCAA